AAGGUGUAAAUCUCCCUCCCCGUCACUGUUCUACUUUCUCUCUUCUCGUCGUUUCACGCUCGUUCACGCCUCUAACGGCAACCCACCGGUCUUUAACAGCAUGACCGUGGCAGCAGGCUCAGUGGCGUAGUGCGGGUACGACUCUUUACUGUUAACGUUGAAGGUGUUUAAUGCGGAAGAAAAGCAGUUGAAAACGAGAAAGUAAACCCCAAAUAUAUCCUUAAGAGACAAAAUGCUCCAACACCAAAUCGUUCAAUCUCCUGCUAGGCUGGGCCUCACGAACCCUAACUCCCCCUCAAUCCCAAACCCCACCCCUCCAAAACUCCCUCCUCCGCAGACCCACCAAUCCCAAGACCGAAACAACAGUUCAACUUCAGUCCCUUCUUCCGCACUCCUCUCUCUUCUCCCACCACUCCCCAGAGCCCAAGCACUCCUUCUCCAAAUGGCUUCCCUCACUUCCAAACUCUUCGAUGUUUCCCCCAAUCGCUCGCUUUGGCUCACUGCAUUCCGUGGUUCCCUCCCAACCUUCGUCUCUUCCCAAACCCAAGCCUCACUUGACGCUUCCCCUUCCUCUGCCAAAGAAAUCAUUUCCCUCUUCAACCUCCUCCAAACCCAAAUCUUCGAAGCUGUGGCUGAACUCCAAGAGAUUCUCGAUCUCCAAGACGCCAAACAGAAAAUUGACCGUGAGAUUCGCUCUCUGGAUUCCACGCUCCUCGCAUUUUCCAACAAACUCAAAGUUGCCGAGCGCUGCCUCGACAUCCUCGUCGACGACUACUCUGAUUAUCGCCGCUCCAAGCGGUUGAAAUCCGGUGACGACUGCGAAGACGAGUCCAUGACUUCUUCAACCGUCUCGUCGCGGUUAAAGCUGUCGGAUAUUUUGUCCUACGCUCACCGGAUAAGUUACACGACCUUUGCCCCGCCGGAAUUUGGAGCUGGACAAGCUCCUCUCCGAGGCGCCCUGCCACCGGCACCCCAGGAAGAGCAGAUGAGAGCCUCGCAGUUGUAUAGCUUUGCGGACCUUGAUGUUGGAUUGCCUAAAGAAGUGGAAUCUAAGGAGAAGGUUGUUGAAGCUAUUGUCGAGCCUCCGCCUCUGCAGCCGCCAGUGGAUGCCAAUCCACUUGCAAAUUUGUCCGCGAUUCAAGGGCUGCUACCUCCGAAUUUCACAGUGCCCGCUGGUUGGAAGCCGGGAAUGCCUGUGCAAUUGCCUAUUGAUUUGCCAAUUAAGCCUCCACCUGGGUGGAAACCGGGGGAUCCUGUGCCGUUGCCUCCCAUGGACUCGCUUCAGGUUCCGAGAUUUGCAGAGCAACAAUCGCAGCCUCACAUUCCGCAGCCCAAGCAACCAGAGGUUAUUCAAGUGCAGCCUGUUAAUUUGGACCUUGGAGGAAGUGAUAGUAGUGAUUAUAGUAGCGACGAUGCCAGCUCUGAUGAUGAAGAUUGAGGAGUCUGUGAAAUUGAUCAUCUCAAAUUGAUAACUGCACAGGACAUAAUUCUAUGGUGAGGGCUCUUACGGUUUCUUCUGCAGCCUCUGGAGAGCAUGACAGAUAUCCAUGCUUUAUAAUUGUGAAAAAAUCUAAUGCGACUGCAUUUAUACAAGCGAAAGGUUGUGUUUUUCAAGCUACAAUGAUGUUCAAUGUAGACAAUAUAUGCUACUGUUACUAUGAAAAAUAAUAUAUAUCUUAUAUCUUCCUAGUUU
Molecule: messenger RNA, 1693 nt
Organism: Abrus precatorius (Indian licorice)
Lineage: Eukaryota; Viridiplantae; Streptophyta; Magnoliopsida; Fabales; Fabaceae
Product: mediator of RNA polymerase II transcription subunit 4-like
Exons: 2
Coding region: 233-1438 (401 amino acids)
Biological process (GO): regulation of transcription by RNA polymerase II
Cellular component (GO): mediator complex; core mediator complex
Molecular function (GO): transcription coregulator activity
Source: RefSeq, a predicted model, not a curated record